UGUAAACACACUGUGAUCAAGAUCGUCAAAUUGUGUGACUACAGACUCGAUAUUAAAAAAUAUAAAUAAUUAUUAAUAAAUUUUUUAUAAAAUAUAAAUUAGUAUUGUUUUAAUAAAUUGUUUAAUAAUAGUUGAAUAAUGCUUUAUUUAGAAGACUAUGUUGAAAUGAUUGAACAUCUUCCCCAAGAAUUAAGGGAUAGAUUUACAGAAAUGAGAGAAAUGGAUUUAGGUGUACAAAAUUCAAUGGAUAGUUUAGAAAAAAAAGUAAAAACUUUUUUUUCAAUUGCUAAAAAAAUGAAACCACUGGAUAAAGAAACUGAAUAUGAAAAUAUAAGAAAAGAUUAUUAUAAAACACUUGAGGAUGCUGAUGAAAAAGUACAUCUUGCAAAUCAAAUGUAUGAUUUAGUUGAUAGAUAUUUACGUAGGCUUGAUCAAGAAUUGCAUAAAUUUAAAAUGGAACUUGAAGCUGACAAUAAAGGUAUUACAGAAAUAUUGGAAAAAAGAUCAUUAGAGUUGGAUCAACCACCGACAAAUAGUAGCCAAAAAGAGAAUCGUUAUAGUUUUACAUCAAGUAGAACACGAGAUCAUCAUGGUCAUUCUCGAGCUGAAAAAAGAAGAGAUUCAAAUGCAUCAUCAGCAUCAAUUGAAAAACGUCUUGCUGUUGAAAAAAUACCAACAAAUUUAACAGAAUCACGUCCAACAUCAGCAAAUUCAGGUUCAAUAAUUGGUAAUAAUUCAUCAAGUAUGCCAUCAACACCAACAUCAAUUAUUGGUAAUUCAGUUGGUUCUGUAAAUUACAUUGGACAUAUUGGUGCUGGUGGUAAUGCAAUUGCAGCAGCAGCAUCACAAGCAAUUGCUGCAACUCAACAAAUGCAACAAGGACGUAGAACAGCUAGUCUAAAAGCAAGUUAUGAAGCAAUUAAUACUGGUGGUGGUGUUCAUGCUAAUGAAUUUAGUAAAGAAUUAGCUGGAGCUGCACAAACAGCAAUUGCAGCUAUUCAAGAAACAACCAAAAAACAUCAUAAAAAAAAAGUAACAACAUCAGUUCCAAGCUCAAGUGUUGUUGCAACAGUAGCACAACCAUCACCAUCACCACCAAUAACAACUGCCACAACAACAAUCACGGAUCCUGAAAAUCCAGAUUGGACUUAUGAUCCAAAUGAACCACGUUAUUGUAUUUGUAAUCAAGUAUCUUAUGGUGACAUGGUUGCCUGUGAUAAUUCUGAUUGUCCUUUCGAGUGGUUCCAUUAUCCUUGUGUUGGAAUAACAGCACCACCCAAAGGCAAAUGGUACUGUCCUCAAUGCACGUCUUCCAUGAAAAGACGUGGUGGAAGAAAAAAUUGAUUAAACUAGAUUAUUAUUAUAAAUAUCAAGUUUUUUUUUUUUUUUUUUUUAAUUUAAUUUAUUAAAUUGUCAAUAUAUAUGUAUACCUCUAUAGGUAUAUUUUUUUUAUUUUAAUUUUUUUUUUUUUUUUUUCUUUUUAAUUAUUUCAUGAAAUUGUGGAUAUUGCAUUUGGAGAAUGCAAGUUAAUGCAGUGUAAUAUGAGAUAAAAAAAUAUAAAAAAAAUACAACAAGUACUUUAUGAUUUAUCAUUGAUGUAUUUCAAGAUAUUUAUUUGUGCAUUGUAAUAUGUAUGUUAAAAAAAAAAGUCAAAUUAGUGUCAAAAUGUAAAAAAAAAUAAUGAAGAUAAAAUAAAGACACAAGUUGAUAUUGAUAAAUCAUUUUGCAAUACGUACUAUGGUAGAUGUAGAUUAUUCGCAAUUAUAAAAUAAUAUUUGUGCGAUAUUUUUGAGUGGGAAUAAUUUAUAAAAAGCCAAAAAACUUGAUGAUUUGUACAGGUAUUAUUUACAGGGCCAAUAGUAAAUAGUGAAUUUUAAUUUUUGAUAGUUUGGUUUUACUUUAAAAAUAUAUGAUAAAUUGUAAA
This is a messenger RNA of Aphidius gifuensis, 1924 nucleotides long. RefSeq names its product inhibitor of growth protein 3-like (gene Ing3). The transcript has 6 exons. Lineage: Eukaryota; Metazoa; Arthropoda; Insecta; Hymenoptera; Braconidae. Bases 139 to 1344 code for a protein of 401 amino acids. The record is from RefSeq and is a predicted model, not a curated record. Gene Ontology annotation, biological process: regulation of DNA-templated transcription. Gene Ontology annotation, cellular component: NuA4 histone acetyltransferase complex.